AUGGAUCGUAUCUUCAAACUAAACCUAUGGGUCAAGCAAGUUAAUCGACCUGCUGGAGUAGAAGAGAUUGUUCAAUAUAGUCUUAACUUGACUUUGGAGCACAACAUAGGUCACAUCAAAGAACUGAUCUGGAUAAUGAGUGAAAGUUACAACCUUAAGCCAGUGUUCCUAAAGAUAACAUACAAGGACGCUAGCUUGAACGAUCUGGAUACGUUGGCUAGUAUUAUGGGGAUUUCAGAGCCUCCCUCCAACACUGAGCAGGACUGGGGACUCAUAAUUGACUACACAUUGUUCGAUUCGCCAUUUAUUCCCAAUAGAACCCCAGUGCUUACAGCGUUCGAAGUAGUGGUGGACGGACCAGUAAGAGGUGAAUUGAUUUCCUUUUCGUCACAGUAUACACUUGACACGUUGCUUAGCACAAUUGAGCAGAACUUCAAAAGCAAGUAUGAUGUGCAAGGUAAUUUUGUCAUGGUGAGCGAAUCAUCUGAGUACGAUAAUGACAGACUUCGCAAAGGAUUCGAGAUUAUAACGCUUGUAGAUUUGACCGCCGGACAUGGGCGGAUCCUCGAGGAAGGUCGCUUGUGCAAGGCGCUAUUUUUGGACGUCACACCGUUGCAUCCUGUCAGGUUGUCUUUAGUGCCCACGGCAACUAUACAAUUGAAGCCUAAACAGGGAGGAGAAGCUACUAUGUAUUUGACCAACGCACAUGAGUCGAUUCAUUCUAUGAAAGAGUACCUUGCGGGAGAAGAGCAUGAUCCUCUCACUAUCAUGCUCUGGAAUGGACAUCGAGUCAUAUCAGCCGAACUGUCCACUUGCGAUUCUCGGCGGCUUGUGGAUGCACUUGGCUAUGAAUUCUUUAGUGGAGAGUCUCCGGCUUUGGAGUAUGUGUGUGGAAGACCGAAGCCUGUUCAUCAAGACAUGUCUGCUUGGGAACCCGAGCUUGAAAACAGCCUGGAGUAUUACACUCUUGAACUCAAUGGAUCGACCAUCAAGUUCUCGACUUCCGACAUGAUUGUAAACGAGAACGAUGGCUAUGUGCUUGUGAAUCCUGUUGCGUAUUCCCGAAUGGCCAACAAGUUUCAUGUUGUGGCAGGAGACUUUGCCAAUCAGAGACAUUUAAGGACGAGUGGUCCAGUUCCAACGGGUAUAAACGCUGGUCAUAGUUCUCCAAACGCUGGUCCAAUUACUUCGGGUCCAAUUACUACCGGUCCAAUGACUGCCGACCCAAUUACAGCUGCUGAUGGCACUCCAUCUGGAGUUGUUAGUAGUGGACCAACUUCGGUUCCUGGACACAUAACACCUACUCCAACAUCAACUGCAACACCUACUGGAACAACUAGUGACACGGAUCUGACUGCACCAACAACACCAGAACAAGAACUUUUACAGACUACGAAUCAUCCACUGGGUACUACAGUUGUUGCUCAAAAUGUUCAGGAACCAAUUGCGCAAGAAAAUCUCCAUGCUCCCCUUGAACAACCUCCCAUUGCUCAAGAAGACGCAGAUCAACCCAACCCAGAUCGUUCAGUUUUCGAGGUGAUCAGUCGACUUCUAAUGGCCAAUAGGCAACGAUUCGCGCGGUUUGGAGUUGAGAUGGUUAUUGGAGUGUUCAUCAUAGGGUACGAUUUCUUAUUCAUGUUUUUCAAGAUGGAGAUCCUCGUGUUUCUCCUUGUUAUUUCAUUGUUCGUGUUGUUUUUUCACCGUGGUCGAGAAGCUAGCGAGUGGCUUGACCGGAAUUUGUUGGCCAACGCACCACCAAACCAAUUAGACUUCGUAUUGGUGCGAGACAUCUCACGUUUGAUGCUCUACUGCAACCGACUCGACGAUCGCAUAUGGUCUGGACUUCUCCAGUUCACAAUUAAGGUUUUGCAAGUGUUCAUUCCUCGACGCUACCAGUGGCUCGCCCAAGAGUCCCGUGGAGACCGCAGCAUAUGGAACAACAUGGUGGAAUUUGCCAAGGAGUCAAUUGGUACCGGAGUAUUGUUUUUUGCAACGUUACUGCCAUUCAUACAAGAAGGCGUGGAGGAGUACUUACUACGGAUGAGCAACUCUGAGGCCAAGACCAUCAUCAAGGCUAUUGAGACAAUUCUUAACGAGCCAAGAUGGGCGCAGCACAAUCAACUCUUCAAGCGAACAGUGCAGUCACAAUUUGGCGCCAACGUGGACGAGUUCUUGGCCCAAGAAAAAGUUGAAGAGUAUGAAGAAAUUUUGCAACUAUUAAAACUAUGGACCAUAGUAAAUCGAUUGCAAAAGGUAUUUUUAGCCGAGGUUGAAAGGCUCGAGCGGGGAUCUACUGAUACGAUUUUUGAAGGCGUCGAGGAUAUUGACAGUACAAGUGCUCGAAAUGAAGGAGCGGAUUCGGACGACCAAAACACUCCUGAAAGCAAAGAGGCUUUCUUUGACGAAAUUGUUCGUGCAGAGGGUGCGAGUGGCAUGGAAGUGAGCGAGAUCGACACGGUGAUAACGCAGCGAUAA
Messenger RNA from Sungouiella intermedia, 2475 nucleotides. NCBI's taxonomy places the organism in Eukaryota, Fungi, Ascomycota, Pichiomycetes, Serinales, Metschnikowiaceae. The record is from the annotation of a GenBank genome assembly.